AUGGCGCUAUUUUCCGACUUGGGUGGUUGGUUUGACCGACUGGGAGACAACAAAUUUUCGACAACGGCCGGAGUUCCCAAAGCUUUCGAAUCCAUUUCCGUCUUCACCGAGAAAAUAGCCACAUCAGCAACAGACGCCGCAAAGCCCAGGCCUCGUGCCUCGGAUAAGACCGAUCACGAUGCAAGGAGAAUCUCUGCGUCAAAACCCAAACAUCCCCGGCUAAGCAGAUCCGUGCAUUUGAUGCGCUCAGAGUACGAUGUUGUCGUCAUCGGAUCCGGCUACGGCGGAGGUGUUGCGGCCAGUCGGAUGGCAAGGGCAGGGAAGAGCGUUGCAGUGCUAGAGAUGGGAAAGGAGAAAUGGCCUGGCGAAUAUCCGAGCACCCUCAUGGAGGUGCUGCCAGAGUUCCACAUCUCUGGCAGUACUGGCAGAGCAACGGCAUCGUGCAAGAGUGUUGCUGCUGGAAGCUCCACGGGCAUGUACAAUUUGGUCCUGGGCCACGGCCAAAACGCCUUCGUUGGGAAAGGUCUUGGUGGAACGUCUCUCAUCAACGCAAAUGUUUACCUGGAGUGUGACAAACGCACCUUGGCACUUGGUGCAUGGCCAUCCGAACUCCGAACCGACCCGAGCGCUCUCGAACCUUAUUACACUCGCGCUGCAGAGAUGCUACAACCAACUGCCUAUCCAGAAGAUCUUCCCACGCCGAAAAAGCUCUCGGUGCUUGAGAAGCAGGCUGAGGCCUUGGGGCAAAAGCAAAACUUCUACCGCGCACCACAGACCACCUUCUUCCAGGAGGGGUUGAACCACGCCGGUGUUCAGAUGAAGGCCUCCACAUGUAGCGGGCAAGAUUGUACCGGGGUGAACGAUGGCUCCAAGAAUUCUGUCUUGAUGAACUACAUUCCCGACGCCUGGAACUGGGGAGCAGAAAUGUUUUGCGAGUGUGAAGUACGCCACAUCAGCCGAGAUGCAACAGGCGAUGGCUACGUUAUCUUCUUCGCCUGGCAUGGGGCGGGAAGGGAGAAGUUUGGAGAUCAUUUCCACAGAAGCUUGAUGUGGGUACGAGCCAAAGAGCUUUGUUUUCUUGGGGCUGGCUCUUUGGGAACCACAGAGAUCCUUCUCCGUUCUCGGGCCCAUGGCUUGGAGCUAUCGCCUAUGGUAGGUCAAAAGCUGUCUGGCAAUGGCGAUAUCUUAUCCUUUGGAUACGAUACAGAUGAGGUUGUCAACGGUAUCGGCCGAGCGAAGCCCACGACGGACCCACCAUCCGGCCCGACGAUAACCGGAAUCAUUGACAACCGCGACGCCAUUAGCUCUCCCAAUGUCUUGGAUGCUUAUAUCAUGCAGGAAGGUGCCAUCCCAGAAGCUCUUGCCCCUCUGAUACAAUCCAUGCUGGAAUUGCUACCAGGCAAGCAGCAACCGGAGAGGUCGAAUGCGAAAGACCAACUCCAGCACCUGAUGUCAAGGGCUGAGGCCAGGUUUCUUGGUCCGUAUUCCAAAGGUGGAUCUGUCAACAGGACCCAAGUCUACCUCAUCAUGUCUCACGACAGCAACGAAGCGAUUCUGUCGCUCGAAAACGACAAGCCCCGUUUACAAUUCCUGGGCGUCGGGCGCACAGAGCACGUAAAGAAGCUAAAUGGCGUCCUGGCAAAAGCAACCCAUGCCAUCGGCGGCACCCUUGUCAAUACCCCUUUCCAUGCUGCAUUCAACCAACAAGAACAGAUCACUGUCCAUCCUCUGGGUGGUGUAGUCAUGAGCUCCGACGGUACCGGCAGACGUGGUGCUACCAACCAUCUCGGUCAAGUGUUCAGUGGUGAAGGCUCAGAAGUUCACAAAGGCCUCGUCUGUGUCGACGGAGCCGUGAUCCCAACUUCUCUUGGUGUUAACCCGUUCGCUACCAUCACCGCCCUUACCGAGCGCUCGGUAGACCUAAUCGCGCGCCAAAGAGGCUUGCGCAUCAAUUGGACUAAGAAUGGUAGACUGGAUCUAUUUGGAAGCCCUGCCAGGUCAUUUCCCUCUCCUCCUGACCUCGCCCGAGCCCACAAGGUGAUGCAGAUAACGGCAGCCACGGGUGGAGUACAGUUCACUGAGAUUAUGGAGGGCCACAUCCACGUCGGCAAUGAUCUCGAUGAUUUUGCCAGUGCUGAAGAGACCGCGAAAAGCUCCUCAAGCUCGGGGUUGUUGUAUCUGAGUGUUUCGUCUCCGAGAAGAAGGAACCAAGAUGCCGUGGCUACCGGGACGCUUUCUUGCAGAGCUCUAUCAAAAGACCCUCUUCUAGUAAGAGGCAGAGUGGAAUUCUUUUCUGCAGAUAAAUCUGUUUCCGAAGGAAGCAAUCUGGUCUACAGUCUGACUCUGCAGAGCACCGACGGCAUGGCAUAUCAUAUGCAUGGAAAGAAAGACCUCACCCCGGAGAUGGCCUUCUCUGUCACUUCGACUUGGAGAGCUACGACGGUACUCCGAACCACAAUCACCAACACUGACGGACUCCUCGCUGGCAAAGGAAUCCUGCGCAUACCAUGGCGAAACUUCACCUCGGAGCUAAAGACGCUGCAGUCCACCCUCCCCAACGGCAACAACCUCCUCGACCGCGCCUCAACCGUCGCCGACUUUGUCGGAAACUUCGCCCAAAACACCGCAUCCUUCUACCUCGGGCCUCUCGGCAAACUCCAACUCUCCCCACCCAAGGCGGACAUCAUCCCCGACGGCUCCCUGCCCCCCAAGCCCGCGCCCAUCAGCACCAUCCAACUCACCGCCGCCGACGGCGUGCCCAGCACGCUCCGCACCUGGGCCGCGACCACGGCCCCGCCCACGCAAAAACACCACAUCCUCAUGAUCCCCGGCGCCUCGGUAUCGCACGAGAUCUUCGCGCUGCCCACGGUGCCCACCAACGCCGUCGACUACCUCACCGCGCGCGGGCACGCCGUCUCCGUCCUCUCGCACCGCUUCGCCGCCACCCCCGUCUCCGCCCGCGGCGGCACCUGCCACGAAGCCCGCCUGGACGUCCUCGCCGCGCUGCAGCACCUACGCGCCGAACAGCAGCAACAGGGGCAGCAGAAACGCACCAUCUACGUCGUCGCGCACUGCAUGGGCGCCGUCGCCACCGCCAUCGGCCUCCUCGACGGCACCAUCCCCGCCGCCUGGCUCGCCGGCCUCACCUGCACCCAGGUCUUCGCGCACCUCGUGUUUGGCAAGUGGAACGCGCUCAAGGCGGGCAGUCCGUGGCUGCCCGAGGCGUACGCGGGCGUUGCGGGGAGCCAGUGGUUCCCCAUGACGGCGGAGGAGGAGGACAGGGAGGAAGAAGCCGGGCGGGCUGGCGGGAAGGAAGGGCGGGUCGUCGUGCAGCGCCUGAUCGACCAGGCGCUGCGGUUCUAUCCCGUCGAGCGCAGGGCCGAGGUGUGCCGCAGCGCCGUGUGCCAUCGCUUCAGCCUGACGUACGGCCGCUGCUGGGAGCAUGCGAACUUGAACAAGGAGACGCAUGAUGGGCUGGCGAAUGUGUUGGGGGGCGUGCAUAUGCGUAUGCUGAGGCAGACGAUGGCGAUGGGCAGGGCGGGCCGGGUGCUGGAUGGGGAGGGGAAGGAUACGGUCGCCACCGACGAGGGGCUCGAGCGGUUGAGGGGCUUGCCCAUCCUGUUCGUUAGUGGUGGGGCGAACGUGGUGUUUGACCCGGAGAGCACCUUCAUCACUUAUGACGUGUUGAGGCGGCGGUUCGGUCCGGAUUUGUAUCAGAGGAGGGUCGUUCAAGGCUAUGGGCAUUUGGAUACGUGGAUGGGGAAGAAUUCGGUAAGAGACGUGUUUCCCGUGAUAGGGGACCACAUCAGUAGUCUGUGA
Molecule: messenger RNA, 3819 nt
Organism: Diplodia corticola
Lineage: Eukaryota; Fungi; Ascomycota; Dothideomycetes; Botryosphaeriales; Botryosphaeriaceae
Product: glucose-methanol-choline oxidoreductase
Exons: 8
Coding region: 1-3819 (1272 amino acids)
Molecular function (GO): flavin adenine dinucleotide binding; oxidoreductase activity, acting on CH-OH group of donors
Source: RefSeq, a predicted model, not a curated record